Molecule: messenger RNA, 987 nt
Organism: Rhizopus microsporus ATCC 52813
Lineage: Eukaryota; Fungi; Mucoromycota; Mucoromycetes; Mucorales; Rhizopodaceae
Product: concanavalin A-like lectin/glucanase
Exons: 6
Coding region: 92-889 (265 amino acids)
Biological process (GO): fungal-type cell wall organization; carbohydrate metabolic process
Cellular component (GO): fungal-type cell wall
Molecular function (GO): glycosyltransferase activity; hydrolase activity, hydrolyzing O-glycosyl compounds
Source: RefSeq, a predicted model, not a curated record
CUUGUCCAUGUCUUUAUAUGAAAAAGUAUAAAAGGGAAUGAUUUCUCCUUUUCCUUUCUUUCUCUCUCUCGUAUUUAUCUUUAAUUAAUUCAUGCUGAUCUUCAGUCUUUUAGUUUAUGCUCUUGCAUUGUCCGUUCAGGCAGGAAUUAUCAGCAGUCGUGACGAAAAGCCCACUUGUAGAAGCUAUCAUACGGAUUUCACAAAGUCAAUUGAUGGAUGGACUGAGGUCAGAGGUGCAACUAGAACAUGGGAGGUGACGCCAGAGGGGUUGAAGCUUAAGUUGUUGCGUCCUGAGAGGUUCAAUAGACUGAUUGAUACUAGUUCACCAAAUAGGCUUGCGUAUAAUGAUGCUGAAGGAGAAGGUGCCACAUUCAACGCAUCAACCUACAUGCUAUACGGUCGGUUCUCUGUCACUCUCAAGUCAGCAAAGGUAGGAGGAGCGGUCACUGCGAUGAUCUUAAUUGCUGACGAUAAGGAUGAAAUCGACUAUGAGUUACUGGGUAAAGGAAACGGCUUAAACGAGCAAGUGCAAACCAACUAUUUUUGGGGUAAAAAUAUUGUCUAUGGAAAGAAUGGAGGCGAACAUGAAGUAGAUGGCUCUAUAUCAUCGCAGUUCCAUACUUAUGAAAUUGAUUGGUCUCCAGAACACAUCAAAUGGUCUGUUAAUGGUAACGUCAUUAGAAUCAAAAGUCGACAAGAAGCCAAUGGAGAAUAUCCUACAUCCCCAGCCCGUGUCCAAAUAGGCUUAUGGGACGGAAGUAGACAAAGUGGUACAGCCGAUUGGGCUCAUGGGCCUAUUGAGUGGAAUGGACUUGGUAAUGAAAUUACUGCCACCAUCAAAAGCGUCGAGAUUGAAUGCAAUCCGGAAUACAAUAUCAUCAUUCAUUAGACAAGGAAAGAAAGAAAAUAUUUAAUAAAACUUGCAUAUAUUCAUCAUAACACGCAUGUAUCUAUUCUGUCGUCCGCCCGCGCGCGGCAACAUUCGCC